Zophobas morio is the source of this 1112-nucleotide messenger RNA. RefSeq names its product ecdysteroid-phosphate phosphatase-like. The record is from RefSeq and is a predicted model, not a curated record. The coding region runs from base 16 to 1005 and encodes 329 amino acids. NCBI's taxonomy places the organism in Eukaryota, Metazoa, Arthropoda, Insecta, Coleoptera, Tenebrionidae. The transcript has 3 exons.
GAUUAAAAUCCUAACAUGAACUGUGAAUUUACAAACAAUAAAUCAAGUUUACACCACGUGUUGGCGUCGGUCGAAGAAUUAGCUACGCUGGGAAAACUGUGGCGUAGUCAAUCGUAUCAAAUCACGUGUUGGAUUUAUUACAGUACAACAAUCAUCUCAAGUGAUAAGCUCUAUUUGACUUAUUUCGGUGCUUUGCUAACAGUGAGAAACAUGAACGAUCAAGAACCACGCAAACUCUAUAUAAUGCGUCACGGUGAACGCGUGGACCUCGCUUUUAGCGACUGGAUGUCUCAAAGUUUCGACAAAAACGGCAAUUAUUGUCAGUCAGAUCUAAAUAUGCCCGACAACUUACCCAAGCGAUCGCAAGGCUAUUCUGCUUAUGCGGAAGACACCCCCUUAACAAAAAUCGGCAUUUUUCAAGCACAACUCACUGGAGAAGCGUUCAAAAAAGCGCAACUCGACGUAUCUCACGUCUACUCUUCACCCUCUUUACGCUGCAUUCAAACGUGUGAUGCGUUCCUCAAAAGUUGGGGCAAAAACAACGAAAUUAAAAUUAAAGUUGAACCUGGACUCUAUGAAUGGUGGGCGUUGUUUGGUGAGCGUUUGCCUGAUUGGUUAACACCAGAAGAUCUAGCAGUGUGGGGUUAUAAUGUGGACUUGGAGUACAAACCUAUUAUAUCUGUAGAGGAAUUAGGCAGCAAGAAAGAAAGCGCUACCGAGUACUAUUCUAGAAGUUUUAGGGUUAGUACAGAGGCACUGAAAGCACAUGGUAAUGAUAAUGUGUUGUUUGUGGCACACGCAGCCACUUUAGAGGUGUGUACGUGGAAACUAACAGGAGAAAAACCACGAAUACCAGACGAUACAACAAGAGACGUAUUAGCAAUUCCGUAUUGCGGUUUUAUAGAAGUUCGUCAGAUUGGAGAUAAGUGGGAGAAGAAUGGGCGACCUUUUUUGCAGCUCAGCCACACAGCUAAUGCAACUUUCGAUUAUAAUCGCCUGUCAUAAUAAUAAUUAGGUUGGUUAUUGGGACACCUUAUAUAUCUGCCUAUUAUUUAUUUAAGUAGGUAGUUCAUUAAAUACGAAAUGUCGAAAUAAUAAAACCGUCAUUUAUA